UUAAAGAGUAUUAUUUGUGAGAUGUAAGAUAUUCUUUUGUUGCAAAUACGGAGUACUCCGAAAUGAGGUAGUAAAACAACUAAUUGACCAAUGGGAUUCAACCACGUGUCAAGCACCCACGUCAGCAUUCGCCUUAACAACAUUUUCCACUAUCCCUAGUCCCUAUUUAUCUCUCUCACUACCCUCGUUUUUUACUUCUUUUUGUUUUUUUUUUCUCUCCUCACUGCACACAACGCAGAGUCCCAAAGUCACCCCUCCAGCUCUUCACCUUCCACCACCCCUUCAAACCACCGCGUUUCGAUCACCAAACACCACCCUACGACGUCGUUUCUACAAUAGGAUUAAAACAUGAAGCGUGGAGCUGCUGAAGUCUGUACAGAUAACUAUGCUGCAAGUAGUAAGAAACUGAAGUUUUCUCAUGGAGGAGAAAAGCCCACACUCUUUGAUUAUUCUGAUCCAUUCACAAUUCCAGAACUAUUAGAUAGCAUCAGCUGGGGUAAAUAUGGAAGUGUUACGAAAGAUGUUGAAGCAUUGGUUGCGCGAAAGGAUCAGAUUUUUAAUACUCUGUUUACAACAAAUCCCGAACUCGAAUUUUCAUCACCGUAUGCAAAAUAUGAUGUAAAUGGAGAAGUGGUUAAGGAUAUUGUUGAUUUGGAUAGUCUUGAGACAAAAUGCAUCACUCCAAGAUCUGAACCCGUGUUGAUAAUUGAGUCAGAUGAUGAGGAAGAUGUUGACCGAAAAAACUUCCUUCACUUUCAAGAGAUUGCCUUACCCAGGCCUCCACCUACUAACAUUGAACUCCAUGCAGAGACCUUGCGGCAGGUUGACAAUUAUGUGGAUGUCAAACCUGUCAAAACAACUAAAGUAGAAGAGAAAAAAAUCGACAAGGUAAAAGACAAAGGUGUAUAUGUGGGUAUUGAAGACGAGUUAAAUGACGAUUUAAAUGAAGCCGAAGAUGAAGAGUUGUCAGACAUGUGGAAGGAGAUGAAUUUUGCGUUAGAGUCUUCCAAGGAUGUUCCAGCUGAUCAAUCAGGUGAUGAGCAAUCGGUGGAAGAAGAUGAGGGCUGUGAUCAUUCAUAUGUCCUCAAAGAUGAUAUUGGCUAUGUGUGCCGAGUAUGCGGAGUCAUUCAGAGGGCUAUCGAGACUAUAUUUGAUUUCCAGUACAUAAAGGCUGCUCGGGUGAGAAGUUACAGGUCUGAUUCUCGUUCUAACAGAGAGAAUGAUGACACCGACUUCCAUCUGGAUGGGAUUAAGCUGCCUGGACAUGAUUUGGCCGUGACUGAAAUCUCUGCUCAUCCUAGGCAUAAAAAGCAAAUGAAGCCUCACCAGUCAGAGGGAUUUAACUUCUUAUUGAGCAACUUAAUGACUGAAAAUCCUGGUGGUUGCAUCUUGGCUCACGCUCCUGGCUCUGGAAAGACUUUUAUGAUCAUCAGUUUCAUGCAAAGUUUUCUAGCCCAAUAUCCAGAUGCUAGGCCAUUGGUGGUGCUUCCCAAGGGAAUUCUCCCUACUUGGAAAAAGGAGUUUCAAAGAUGGCAAGUGGAGGACAUUCCUCUACUUGAUUUCUACUCCAUGAAAGCUGAAAAUAGGUUUCAACAGAAGGAAGUUCUUAGACAGUGGGUAGAGCAGAGGAGCAUACUUUUUCUGGGUUAUAAGCAGUUCUCGACUAUUGUUACUGGUGACAGCUCAUGCAAGGCAACUGCUUAUUGCCAAGAGGUACUGCUGAAGCGCCCUAGCAUCCUUAUCUUGGAUGAAGGUCAUACUCCUAGGAAUGAGAACACUGACGUGCUGCAUUCACUUGCUAAAGUUCAAACUCCUAGGAAGGUAGUGCUAUCUGGCACACUCUAUCAAAAUCAUGUCAAAGAGGUUUUCACCAUCUUAAACCUUGUCCGUCCAAAAUUUUUGAAGCUUGACGAUUCCAGGAGCAUAAAGAAACGUAUCAUGAGUAGAGUGCAAUUUCAUGGGUUUAAGAAGCAGUUGAAAGGAGGGAAUGUUGAGAGCAAUUUUUUUGAUCUUGUUGAAUACACCCUUCAGCAGGAUGAAGACUGGAAAAGAAAGGAGGCUGUCAUCAAAGAUCUGAGGGAGAUGACAAGCAAGGUAUUGCACUACUACAGGGGUGACUUCUUGGAUGAUCUUCCUGGACUUGUAGACUUCACUGUUCUUCUCAGUCUGAGCCCUCAACAGAAAAUUGAAGUUGAUAAGCUGAAUAAGAGGGAAAAAACAAAAUUCAGGAAAACCUCAUUGGGCUGUGCAGUCUACACUCACCCAAAGCUCAAACUUUUUUCAGACAAUAAUCCUGGUUCUGAAAAACGUUCAUUGCAAUAUGAUGCCAAGAUUGACGAGCUGGUCGAAAGGAUAGACAUUAGAGAAGGAGUCAAGGCUAAAUUUUUUUUGAAUAUGCUGGGUUUGUGUGAAAGUAAUGGAGAAAAGCUACUGGUGUUUAGCCAGUAUUUGCUGCCUUUAAAUUUUCUGGAACGGUUAGCUGUCCAUAGGAAGGGGUGGUCUGUUGGUAAAGAGAUAUUCAUGAUUUGUGGCGAUACAUCUACUGAGCUGCGAGAAUCACAUAUGGAACAGUUCAAUAACUCCCCUGAUGCACGGGUCUUCUUCGGAUCAAUCAAAGCUUGUGGAGAAGGAAUAUCUCUUGUGGGUGCCUCCCGGAUUAUAGUCCUGGAUGUCCAUCUGAAUCCGUCUGUGUCGCGCCAAGCAAUAGGGCGUGCAUUUCGCCCUGGUCAGGAGAAAAAAGUUUAUGUUUACCGACUGAUUGCUGCUGACUCCCCUGAAGAGGAAGACCAUCUUACGUGUUUCAAGAAGGAACAAAUUGCAAAAAGGUGGUUUGAGUGGAAUGAAUACCGUGGAACGCAAGAUUUUAAUAUAGAGCCAGUUGAUCUAAAGGACUGUGGUGAUUUAUUCUUGGAGAGUCGGUCGCUAGCUGAGGAUGUUAAGGCUUUGCACCGAAGGUAAAUUAUCAGUGGUUGUAGAAGGAGAUGCCUGAUGAUGCUUAACCUUUGCUAAAUGCACAGUUUUAGUUUUUAAGCAAAACAAGUCUGUACACAGGGAGAAUGAGCUUUUGAAGUUGGAACUAUGAUUUUGGUGACAGUUGUAUAUAUUAAUGACCGUUGCUGCAAAGUUGGAACUAUGAUUAGGUGUUAUAGUUACUGCAGUGCUGAAGUUUGUUGUAAUGCAAUCCAGCAUUUUGGUGUAUGCACUUUCUGAAUGUUGAUCUGUAUAUUUUUAGAUGAACCUGUUUCUAAGCUUCACUUUGCA
This is a messenger RNA of Chenopodium quinoa (quinoa), 3261 nucleotides long. Its product is annotated as protein CHROMATIN REMODELING 35-like. The transcript has 7 exons. Gene Ontology annotation, biological process: gene silencing by siRNA-directed DNA methylation. Gene Ontology annotation, molecular function: ATP-dependent chromatin remodeler activity; ATP binding. The coding region runs from base 349 to 2958 and encodes 869 amino acids. The record is from RefSeq and is a predicted model, not a curated record. NCBI's taxonomy places the organism in Eukaryota, Viridiplantae, Streptophyta, Magnoliopsida, Caryophyllales, Amaranthaceae.